GGGUAAUUCGGAGAUGUGACAAGACAAGAAGAUGCCCGUCUGUCACGAGAAGAUCACUCGUGGGGAAAGUAUGCGCGCGUGUGUUAAUGAGGCAGCACGUUUGUGAUAAGGCUUCAGAAGAGAGCUGCGAGGGGAAGGGUUGAGCAAGCGGACCCAACCAGAACUGAACUUCCUUCCUGUGCUGCCCCAACUCGAGAGCGACAAUGCUUUUAUAAAUGGACGCUCUAAUGUGGCGCUUCCAGUCUCCUCGGCAGCUUUGCACCGUCGAACGCCGCAGCCAGCCACGGUCCUCGCCGUAAUCUAUCUCAAGCAUGGACCCGAUUGCUUUGGUUGUGCGUGCGCUUCUCCUUUGCGGGCUGCGGGGAGGUGCGCUCUCCCUGAGCGGACAUUGCACCGAUAAGCAGUGUUACGCGCUUUUCGUGGAACCGAAAGACUUCCAAGAAGCGCGGAAAAGCUGCGCAAAUUACGAUGGAGAUCUUUUGUCGGUCCUCGACGUGGAAGCGCGGGGACACUUGCUCGUACGCAGCGGCGUCAUCGGGAGUUUUUGGCUCGGCCCUCCUGGGACACAAGGCCAAAACUGCACUUCGUGCUCCGUGUGGCUGGGAGGCAACGUGACGAUCCGAACGACGCCGUGCAGCGAUCAACUCGGCGGCUACAUUUGCCAGUACCCCAACGCGGAUCCUUGCGGCGGCGUGUCCCCAGCGGGAGACGCCCAGGUGAGCUACACAGCGCCGAUGGGCUUCGCGCUCAACACUUCGCUCCUCUUCCCUCGUGGCACAGUGGCGGUCGCGGGGAACACGGACGCCCUCCACCCGGACGCCAAGUACUUGUGCUUCGAAUCCAGUUGGCUGCGAGCUCCGUGGAACUGCGAGGUGAUGGGAGGCGGCUGCCAGCACCGGUGCAACUCCACGAGCGGCGCCUGCGCGUGUCCGCAGGACGAACACCUCCACGCCAACCUCAUCACCUGCGGCCGGGACCCGUGCGUCGGAGGCGCCCGCGCGUGCGAGUGCCGCGCCGGCUACACGCUGGCCGCGGACGGGCAGAGCUGCGUGGACGUGGACGAGUGCGAGCGGCCGGACGUUUGCGUGGGAGAGGGCGAGGAGUGCGCGAACACCCUUGGGGAGUUCGAGUGCGUGUGCAAAGAUGGCUUCGAGGAGCAGGAGGGGGUGUGUGUGGAUGUGAGCAUCUGUGCGAAAUGCGAGCACAUGCUGUGCGUCAAAUCCAAUGGCGUGUAUGCGUGUGCGUGUCGCGAGGGCUUCAGAGUGUCCUCGCGUGACCCCACGAAGUGCGACAUGUUCUGCGACCAGGCGGACUGCCCGGCCAACUGCAUCCCGAACCCCAAUCUGGUGGAGGGGAACAUGCACCAGUGCUUCUGUCCUGAUGGCUACAUCCAAGACAUCCGCAACAACACCGCCUUCUGCGCUGACAUCGACGAGUGCGGAAUUCUGCUGCAGUGUGAACACAUAUGCGAAAACCGAUUCGGGAGUUUCGAGUGUUCUUGUAAUGAGGGCUACAAGUUGUUUGACGACUACAUGUGCGUGCACCCGGAGGAGGACAAAUGGACGCCGCUGUACCCGACGCCUGCCGAGUCACGUCCGGCCGCCUUGCCGUCUUACGUCAAAGCGGGCAGCGUACUUGGCAUUAGCAUGUUCUUCUUGCUUUGCCUGGUGCUGCUCUACUUUCUGGUCCGGAACACGGCCAAGCGUUGCGGUAGCCUCGAGCUUUCCUCCCUCAAAGGGUCCGAUAUGGAUAUUUUCUACCUGCAGCAAGUCACCACGGAGACGUACAAGCGGUUAUCUUUUGACAGGCAGUCGAAAUGUGACUCGCAAAGACUCUAACCGCAACGCUGAUUCGCCUUAAGAUGCUACCAAAGCGACAGAUGCUGGAACUUAACGUGAUGCACGUACAACUAAAACACUGUUUUGUUUGGAAAUCAACUUUAUUAGAUUCAUGAAUGUGUUUCUCUUUUGGGGGGUUCAAUUGCCUUCUCAUGAUUAGAAAGUCUCCCUAUCCUUUAAUCUUCAAUAGAGAUUUCUUUUACCAAUCUAGCCCAUUUGGUAGAGGGGGGGGGGGGGGGGGGGGGGGUUAGCACCCCUAAACUUCAGACCCUAGAAUCGCCCCUGGUUAUAAUAGAAGAAACAAAAGGGUGAAUAUUAUGGUACUUUAAAAAAAAAUCUCAAGUUCAGAUCUCCAACAAGGCUUCCUAUAAUUGGCACACAAUUAGUCGCUGUCCAACUCAAACGUUGGAAGAUGUGUGCUUGUCAUUGGACGAUUGAUUGUAUUGAGAAAUUCAGGAACAUGUCAAGAAAUCUCACUUUGAAGUCUGGAUAUCCACCUAGACUUGGAUCUGCACCACAAUUCUAAGGUCAUCGAAAUUAGUAUUUUUCUUUUUUUUAAAACCUAACUAACAAACAAAACAUCUUCCUCUAUAUUAAGGCAAUGACAGUGGAGCUUCCCCAAAACCGAAAAUAACAAGUGCCCUAAUAUUCAACCCAUUUCGACAUAUUUGUUGUCAAUUUAAGCACAAAUUGAGUAAACCUUUUUUCCUCGUAUCAUUGAGUCCCGAAAACUUAAAAAGAUCAUCACGUCCCAUUCGUUUGUGACUGGACAAUUGAUGUACUUGCAGUUGUUAUGGCUUGGAAGUCGGACACCGGCUGAUUUACCGGGAUUUUUAACGUGAACUCGUGUAUAAUUGUGACUUCUCUCAAUUAGAAUUUCAGCGCACUCUAGCUUUAAAAACAUCAAGCUAAAAUAGGACAACAUUUGGGGUCAGUAUUUGAUGUUAUUAAUGUCGAGUGAAUGUGUUUGAUGCUGAUCUCAGUGUAAAAUAAUACACUUAACACCACUGAUCGUUACAAUUGCAAUAAUAAACAAGGUGUUUAAUUAAUACCUCUCUGAGAAUGUCAGUUUAAGAAGAGCAAUUUUUAACUAUGUACACAGCGAGCCUGGAUGUCGUUCGAUUAUGCAAGCGUACCUCAUGUUGCAGCUGAUGAGUGGAUAAUUUGUAGUAAUAAGUUGAUGGAUAGUCCGUGUUUGUAUUCGAGGAUGAAAUAUGCAUUUAAGCAGAACAUUACUGUCAAAAAGAAUUUGAAUGUAAAACUGUGCUGCUGUAUCAACUAACGAAUAAGGGCACCUUGUCAUUUUGUGCCCAAAAUCACAAUAGUGCAUCUGUAUAACAUCUAUCUACCUUUUUUUUUUUUUUUCAAUAUUAAAUGUUGAAUUACUGUAAUGUACCAUUGCUGAAAUAUAAGAAAACUGAAGUUUGCUUGAAAUGCAUUUAAGUUCACAGAAAAGAAAACAGCUGGUCACGUCAAGGUUACCAUUAUGAUGCGUCACUGUACUAUACAACCACAAUAAUUAGACCACUGUUAAAUUGAUAACGCUCUGACUGUGCCAAAACUGUGCAUUAUUAUCUUUAUAAAGGUAGAAACUUUCCUUGAAUGUCA
Messenger RNA from Phyllopteryx taeniolatus (common seadragon), 3446 nucleotides. RefSeq names its product thrombomodulin-like. Lineage: Eukaryota; Metazoa; Chordata; Actinopteri; Syngnathiformes; Syngnathidae. The coding region runs from base 312 to 1838 and encodes 508 amino acids. The record is from RefSeq and is a predicted model, not a curated record. Gene Ontology annotation, molecular function: calcium ion binding; transmembrane signaling receptor activity. Gene Ontology annotation, cellular component: membrane. The transcript has a single exon.